Molecule: messenger RNA, 1374 nt
Organism: Fusarium musae
Lineage: Eukaryota; Fungi; Ascomycota; Sordariomycetes; Hypocreales; Nectriaceae
Exons: 4
Coding region: 1-1374 (457 amino acids)
Source: RefSeq, a predicted model, not a curated record
AUGUCUUGGAAACGUUCCUCCUUGGCGGAUACCGGCUUCUUCUACGAUGAAGACCUCACAAAUGAAGACAGAGACCGGCUCCCAGCCCAUGUCAAAAGUCUUGAGCAAGCGAUGCUUGACUUUACGUGCCAGAAGCUAGACUCGCCUACUACGAGAGAUCUGAAUAUCCAAUGCGAAGCCGAAAGACUUAUUAAGGGGGGUUUUUCAGAAGAUAGUUGGGUCGAGUUCUAUCGAAAGUUCUUGUUCAAUUCACUUCUGAAAUAUGCCUCAGUCUCGAGGGGAGGGUCUCGAAUAUCGUCAAGAUGCCAGUAUUACUAUGAUUACAUGGUUUCCACCAAUGAUUUGUGGGGAGCAUUUACUAAGAACGAUGAAAAGAAUGAAGUUCUGAAGGCACCAAAGCCCGAUCUAGUCUUUUAUCUACCGAUGUAUCAUCCUGAUGCUCACAUACCUGCCAUAACUGAUCAUGAAGCACUACAAUGGCAUAAAUCAUCAGCAUCAUCCCUUGUCGAGCCAUUCUCAUGGUCAACUUUGAAGAAGCUGCAUGGAUGUGGCCUACUAGCUACACCCUUCAACGUUUUCAGCGACAAAGAAUCUGAAGAACCCCAAGAGCCUCAGGAACGAUAUCUGAGUUGUUUCCCAUGGCUAGUUGUUGAAUACAAGAAAGCCGAGAGCAAACCUGCUGAGCUCAAACAAUUGCAAGAAGUUGUUUACUGCCAGGCAGCUAACGCCAGCGGAUGUGCUAUCAAGCUGCUUGAGACUGCUUCUAAGCAUGCUCUUAGGUUAGAUGAUGAAGCACAGGUCCCACCUGUUGCAAGUGUGACUACUGUUGGAUCCCGAGUCAAGGUCUGGAUAACGUUCUUUGCCAGAGAUUUUAUGGCGUAUCGUAUUAAAGACAUGAUUAAAGGCAAGAAGAAGGAACAACUAUAUGCGUACGAAGAAGGCUAUAGGAUGCAAUGUAUCUGGACAGGCGAUAUGAGGGAUCCUGAGGAUAUCCUCAAGUUCCGGAUCAUACUCGAGAAUACAUAUACUUGGGCAAAACGGGCUUUUAAGCCAUUGAUAGCCACUUAUAUCGACCAGUGGAAGUUUGCUUACGCUAUGGAUGUCCCAGGCAUUGCAAAUACGGAAAAGCAGCGUCGGCAGGAGAGACUGGGACUCUCGAGAUGUGCGCUUCGACUCGCGCUAUCUUCUCUAGAUGCUCACCCUAAUCUCGAGUCUCAAGAUGAUUUGUUUGGUUCUGUUACAAAUAGUGUUAUCGACCUCUGCGAUCGAUUUGUCCAAGAUGUAGAGCGAGUGAUCGAGGAAGAGCUCAAGCAUUCAAGUGGAGGCAAGCAAAGGGCACGCACACCUAGCAAACACUCCCGGAAGCAGAGGUAA